Messenger RNA from Halteromyces radiatus, 1706 nucleotides. RefSeq lists its product as uncharacterized. Gene Ontology annotation, cellular component: ubiquitin ligase complex; cytoplasm. The record is from RefSeq and is a predicted model, not a curated record. The transcript is spliced from 7 exons. NCBI's taxonomy places the organism in Eukaryota, Fungi, Mucoromycota, Mucoromycetes, Mucorales, Cunninghamellaceae. Gene Ontology annotation, biological process: positive regulation of proteasomal ubiquitin-dependent protein catabolic process; ubiquitin-dependent protein catabolic process; protein polyubiquitination. Gene Ontology annotation, molecular function: zinc ion binding; ubiquitin conjugating enzyme binding; ubiquitin protein ligase activity. The coding region runs from base 34 to 1542 and encodes 502 amino acids.
UUUACUUUAUUUUUUUUUUUUUGUAACGUAGAUAUGGAAAUACAAGAUACUGUAAAAGAUGAGUCUACAUCUAAUAGUUGGCUUUGUCGUGGACUUGCUUGGUUAUUUCCAGAGACUUCAAUUCAACAAUGGCGUGAUAUUGUAGAUAAAUUCAAUGUAUCGAAUCUUUUAUUUUGUUAUUGUCUUCCAUUCUUUUAUGUGUUUUAUCCUACUUGGUUAAUGCCUGCCAUAUUCCUGAAAUCCUUAUCUUUUGUUGUGGGUUGUCUUUAUCGUUUAAUUAGUCGUCACCAUGGUCAUUACAAUUCAACUCAAACCACGGCUCAACAUUUAAAUAAUAAUAAUAAUAAUACAACACCUUCAUCUUCUGGUACUUCCACUCCUAUUAAACCUAGGUCUCGUCCUUCUACUCCCACUUUGGAAGAUGAACGAAAUCAUUUAUAUUUCUGGUUACAACGAUGCUCUAUUUGUUUGGAACAAACUUAUUCUUUAUGUUUGGAGUCGUGUCGUGAUCAAUUUUGCAAGGAUUGUUUUGCAAGGUAUACUGAAGAAACAGUACAAGCUUCUUGGGGUUUAGGUGUCACUCGAAUCAAAUGUCCAGUUUGUCAAGAAGUGAUUCCUCAAGCUGAAUGGAGUCGUUAUGUUUCAAAACAAGUAGUGGAUAAGUAUAAUGCAUUCAAUCAACCUUAUCGACCCUUUAUGCGACAUUGCGCGGCAUGUGAAAAUGAAGUGAUUCCAUGUCAAUCUCCAAGGCAACAAGGUGUUUCACGAGAAAUGCGACUGGAAUAUAUUACGGAUGCUCUUUCAUCAUUGAAGGACUUGAUGGAAAAUAAUGCGGAUUGGAAAGAACAAUUAGAUCAAUUGACAAUGUUUUUUCAACAAACAUGUCAAAAAAAAGGGUCGACUUUCCGUAUUGGUCGUGUACAAGAUUUAUAUCAAAAGAUGAUUCCAUCUUUAGCUCGUUUGGUUCAACAACAACAAGCUAGUUAUCAAUAUGCAUCUCUGAUAUCUAAGCAAUUAGUGGCAAUGGAAGUGAUACCUGAAGCUUGGAAGCAAACUCAAUUCUGGCAUGUUGCUCAUUUUCCUUUGGAAACCUGUGAUCAAUGUGGAUUACAUCUCUGUCUUCAAUGUGGGGAAAAGGCACAUGUGGGAAUGACUUGUAUGAAUUGGAUGAUAAAGAGUUUACAGGAUCAACCAUCAUCAGAUCAAACAGCUUCUCUACAAUGGAAAAUUAAAAACACGUAUGUCAUGACACAUUUUAUUUUUGAUUGUACUUAUCUUCUUAUUAUUAUUAGACGACCUUGUCCAAACUGUUCGGUGAUGAUCAACCGAGAUGAAGGAUGUAAUCGAGUGGAUUGUUUAUUAUGUGGUCAUCGAUUUUGUUGGCGAUGUUUAUCAAGUUGGACUUCGCAAACAUGUGGAUUCUAUCAAUGUGGACAAGAAGAAGAGAAUCAAAAUGAAGAAAAGACACACGCUCAAAAUGGAAAGGCUGAAUUAGGUGUUCCCAAUAUGACAUUGAUUGAUUCAAAGCGACGCCAUUCUUGAUGGAUACAUGUAACAAGAAUACCCUCUCAAAUAUAGUAUAGUAUGUUGUAUAUAGUUUUAUUUAUUUAUUUAUUCAUUAUAUUAUUGGCUGAAAUAAACCAAAUUGGGAUAUAUAUAUUUUUAUUGAAUGGGGAAUCAAAAUGUUUUGUGUAAAAAAAAAAAAA